This is a messenger RNA of Mizuhopecten yessoensis (Yesso scallop), 2104 nucleotides long. Its product is annotated as WD repeat-containing protein 34-like. Gene Ontology annotation, biological process: intraciliary transport. Gene Ontology annotation, cellular component: ciliary plasm; cytoplasmic dynein complex. NCBI's taxonomy places the organism in Eukaryota, Metazoa, Mollusca, Bivalvia, Pectinida, Pectinidae. The transcript is spliced from 12 exons. The record is from RefSeq and is a predicted model, not a curated record. Gene Ontology annotation, molecular function: dynein heavy chain binding; dynein light chain binding. The coding region runs from base 38 to 1546 and encodes 502 amino acids.
CGACAACUUCCGCAUACAUCGUUGGGCUGGUAAACAAAUGUCAAAUAUGUUCAGUGACAAAAUAAUAGAGGCAGUGUCUUUUAAAUCUUCGUGGAAGAAAGAGAGAUCUCUAGCCGACAGCGGUGCACAGACAGAUGACUUGGAAACAUUUGAGAGAGCUUCACAGUCUGUGAAGAGGAAAGAUAAAGAAGUACAGACUGAAGAUGACGGUAGCCACAAAACAAGGCUGGCACAGGACACUGUUGGUCGACUGGGGGAGUUUUUAUCCAAGAUAGAGCCAGUCAUUUUACGAGAACUAGACAAAGCUCUAACAAGUCACGCAUUUGAUGACUUUAAUAUUGGAUGGGAUAAUGAGGAAGCCUCAGUCACAUGUGUCCAUAAACUUACCAAUCCAGACCUAAAUGAGCAGUUACAUAUCACAGGGAUAACCUGGAAUUCUACAGGGGCGGUUAUAGCAGCAGCAUACGGUCGCUAUGACCACGAGGACUGGUGUACACAUAAGUCAGCAUUGUGUACUUGGAAUCUGGAGCGCAGGAACAUCAACGAGAAUAAGCCUGAUACAGUCAUUGACCUGUCAACAUGUCUUACCUGUGUAGCUUUUCACCCAAAGAACCCUGCCAUCAUCGCGGGUGGCACAUAUGACGGGGAGGUAAUGAUGUGGGACUUGAGUCGAGAAGACGAUAUGUUGGUGACAAGCUCGGGUAUAGGUGACGACGCCCACAGGGAGCCUGUAACCCGUGUUCACUGGAUACCCGACAACACCACCUCAAAGAGGGACCGGUAUCUGCUUGUCAGUACAAGUGGGGAUGGCAAGAUCCUGGUAUGGAAACAUGACAGAAAGAAGGAUGCCAUUAAAUUGUCAAAUGGGUUUAUACUGAUGGCCCAGAACCUACCCAAGGCACUGAGGAAGUCACGAGGGAUACGAGGAGACAAGGAAGUGGGCGUGACUUGUCUCUCCUACAACUGUGAGGACCGUGAUGCCUUCCUCAUCGGAUCAGAACCAGGAGCAGUGUUCAGGUGCUCCAUGCAGACACAUGGGGAACCAGCCGGAAGUCAGGUCAUCUCAUCUGUACCUCUCCACUCACCUGUAACCUUUACAUACAACCCGCACUACGCCCCAGUGUACUCGGUAGAGUUCUCUCCCUUCCACAGAAAUGCAUUCCUUAGUUCAUCAAUGGACCAAACCAUCAGACUGUAUAGUAUGUUACAGAAACAACCAGUACUGACCAUAGAGCCAGGGGAGGGCUUUAUAUCAUCUACGAAGUGGUCACCUAUCCGUCCAUCUCUCAUUGCCGCAACAACAGAGUCUGGUCACCUACUCCUGUAUGACUUGAGAAGUGAACAACCUGUACCUAUACAAAAACUGGAGGCCAGCAUCAACAAAACAGCAGUGCAUACCUGUCAGUUCAACCCUAAUCAGUUUGAGUUACUGGCGACCGGAGAUGGGGCCGGCUUUGUCCAUGUGUUCAGGCUCAGCCAGGAUCUCAAAUCAACCAACCCUAAAGACAUUGAGGCUAUCAAUGUAUUAGUGGACAUCGAGUCAUAACGGCACUUCAAGCUUAGCUUCCUCUCAACCACAUGCUGAAUUAACAGGGACAAAUAUGUUUUCAAAAUACUAAUGAAGAACACAGAAGCUUUCUCACAAUUUCAGAAUGGAGAAAUCAUGUACCGAUUACAUGCUUUACAUGAAUUUUAAGGAACAGUUUUUUCAUAUUGAUGAUGCCAUUACAUCAUCCUACCAGAUUAAACAGAUUGCAAUUCUAGGACCAAAUGAUAUCUGAAAUCAUGGAUCUACUUUUAUUAUGCAUAUCUUUCAACAAGUUUGGCUAUUUCAAUCUUUUUGUGACGAUAUCCACAUCAAUAUUUGUUUAGAUAAGUCUUAAGUAUAAAUACCAGAUUAUUUAAAGUUGGCAGCUGCUCUACACACGAAACAAAGACCUGGUCAGGUUGUUUGAUGAAGAUAUGUGGUGAUGAAAAAAUCUUGGAAAUUUAUUACAAAUAUGAAGUUGAAUUCCGUCCAAGCUAAUACAGGGACCAGACCCUGACAUUAUCUGUGAUACAUGUAGCACAUAUGAUUAUUUCUCAAAAUAAAGCUAGUUGUAAU